AUGUUGUCCAGAAGCCUGUUGACGGUGACCCGUUGCGCCCGGCUGCGCCAGGUCCAGCAGCCGCUGCAGCAGUAUGCUCUCCCUCUAUACUUCCGCCAGGUCCGCAGCUAUGCCGACAGGGUCGUCAAAGUGCCUCAGAUGGCCGAGUCCAUAUCGGAAGGAACGUUGAAGCAGUGGUCCAAACAGGUUGGCGACUUUGUCGAGCAGGACGAGGAGAUUGCUACCAUCGAGACCGACAAGAUUGACGUUGCCGUCAACGCGCCUGAAGCAGGUACUAUCAAGGAAUUCCUCGCCAACGAAGAAGACACCGUCACUGUCGGCCAGGAUCUCGUCCGCAUCGAGCUUGGAGGCGCACCCUCCGAUGGGGCCAAACAGGCGCCGUCCGAGUCCAAGGAUGAGGCCAAGAAGGAGGACGCCCCAGCAUCGCGAGAGACGGUAGAGCCUCCCAAGAAGGAGGAGAGCAAGCCGGCACCGCCACCGCCGGCUCCCGAGAAGAAGGAACCCUCUCCGUCCCCUAAACAGUCCCCGCCGGCCGCCAAGGAGUCCUUGUCCUCCACGCCCACUCUCGGAAGUCGGGAGGAACGCAAGGUCAAGAUGAAUCGCAUGCGCCUUCGAAUCGCCGAGCGCCUCAAGCAAUCCCAGAACACGGCCGCGUCCCUGACGACCUUCAACGAGGUCGAUAUGUCGUCAUUGAUGGAGUUCCGCAAGCUGUACAAGGACGACGUCCUCAAGAAGACGGGCGUGAAACUUGGAUUCAUGAGCGCCUUCUCCCGCGCGUGCGUCUUGGCUAUGCGGGAUCUGCCCGCGGUCAACGCAUCCAUCGAAGGACCCAACGGCGGUGACACCAUCGUCUAUCGCGAUUACGUGGAUAUUAGUGUUGCUGUCGCUACGGAGAAGGGCUUGGUGACGCCCGUUGUGCGCAACGUGGAGACCAUGGACAUGGUCGGCAUCGAGAAGGCCAUCGCUGAUAUGGGCAAGAAGGCAAGUAGUUCCCUUCCUACUGACCUUACCACUCAGGCCCGUGACGGUAAGCUCACCAUCGAGGAUAUGGCCGGCGGCACGUUCACCAUCAGCAAUGGCGGUGUGUUCGGGUCCCUUAUGGGUACACCCAUCAUCAACCUUCCUCAGAGUGCCGUGCUGGGCCUCCAUGCUAUCAAGGAGCGCCCCGUCGCUGUCAAUGGCAAGAUCGAGAUCCGACCCAUGAUGUAUCUGGCCCUUACCUACGAUCACAGGCUUCUGGAUGGCAGAGAAGCAGUGCAGUUCUUGGUCAAGGUCAAGGAGUACAUUGAGGAUCCCAGGCGUAUGCUGCUAUAG
Messenger RNA from Thyridium curvatum, 1314 nucleotides. RefSeq lists its product as uncharacterized. Lineage: Eukaryota; Fungi; Ascomycota; Sordariomycetes; Thyridiales; Thyridiaceae. The transcript has 4 exons. Gene Ontology annotation, biological process: tricarboxylic acid cycle. Bases 1 to 1314 code for a protein of 437 amino acids. The record is from RefSeq and is a predicted model, not a curated record. Gene Ontology annotation, molecular function: dihydrolipoyllysine-residue succinyltransferase activity. Gene Ontology annotation, cellular component: oxoglutarate dehydrogenase complex.